Molecule: messenger RNA, 3488 nt
Organism: Girardinichthys multiradiatus
Lineage: Eukaryota; Metazoa; Chordata; Actinopteri; Cyprinodontiformes; Goodeidae
Gene: sparcl1
Product: SPARC-like 1
Exons: 11
Coding region: 125-2086 (653 amino acids)
Biological process (GO): anatomical structure development
Molecular function (GO): protein binding; collagen binding; extracellular matrix binding
Source: RefSeq, a predicted model, not a curated record
UAAUGUGUGUGGUUCAUUUCAGCUUGCGUGGACAGAGAGUGCAACAUUGAAUACAAAAGAACAUCUUCACAACAUCAGCACGUGUUUUUGCAGGACUCUCAUUUGUCUUGUUUCUCCAGCAGAUAUGAGGGUCUGCUUGAUGUUCAUUUUUUUACUUGGUGCAACAUUUGCUUCAACUGUCAAAGGCAAAUCUCAUGGAAAACAUCAUGGAAUUCAGAAGACCUCACACUCAGCCACAGAAAAGGAGGUCAUCACCAUGGAGGCCAAUAUGCCACAGGUCUUUCCCACUUUGGUCACAUUUGAGGCCGGAAGUCCAGAACAAGAAGAUGAAGAAGUAAGAUCUGAGGAUAAUACUAAUGCCACAAAAGGGCAGAAAGAGGUGAUAGAAAAAAGAGAGAAAAGCCCUGCUGUCUUGUUGAGUGAAGAAGAACUGAAAGACCUUUUGAAGAAGAAGGCAGAAGAAGCAGGAGAAGGAGAGGAAGAGGAUGAUGACAUAGCACUGGCAAUGACUGAGGGUGAAGUAACUUCAAAUUAUGAAAAGAAGCCAGAUGGCAGUUUGGAAGCAGAGAAAAAGAUACCAUAUAAGGAGAAAAAGAGUGUUGACACUGAGGAAGAAGAGGACAAAGUGGAGGAAAAGAAGGAGAAGCCUGCAAACAAACUGACUGAACAAGAUGGGCAGGUGGGAUUGUUGGAGGAAACAGAGAGCAGCACAGAAUCGGAACCUUCAGCUGAUCUCUAUUUUGCUGCUGCUAACGGUGAAAUACCUGUUCAGGUGGAAUCAGAAGAUCUCAACCCAUUAACUGAAAACCAAAAGUCUCCAUCAGAAAAGGAUCUUCCAGAAACUAAAAAAGAGGAGGUGGGCGAGAAAGAGCUGCUCAUACAAGACAUGCAGCCCCCUGAGACAGGAGACAGGGAGAGAGUGGCUGAUCAGAACGAGGAUUCGUCGACCAAAUCAAAAGAAAAACACCCUGGUAGGCAAGACCAAGAGGCAAUCAUGGACCAUGGUCAAGAAUUAAAGAGCAGUGCUGGGCUUAAAUCUGGUUCACAGCGGUCUGAAGAGGAAGAAGAGAAGGGCAAGAAUGACAGAGGAGCUUUCACAAAGAGACAGACAAGGAAGCAGAAGAAAAUCAAGAGACCCAGAAAGCACUCCCCACAGAGGAAUGAAACACAUCCAGUACAAGAUCACGACCAAAUGGACCAUCAGGAGUUUGAGGGCAGCAGCACUCAGAACAUAGUCCAGCAACCACAGAGGAAACGGACAAGAAAAUGGGGUCCUAUAGUGGGGGUGAAUCCAGUGCAGAUCAGAGCUGCAGUGGUUUUGUAUCCUAGGUCCAGGUCCUCUUUUAGUGGGGACUUACAUCUUUCAGGAACUCCAGCAGAUCCAUGUGAAAAUUUCCGCUGCAAGCGUGGAAAAACAUGUAAACUUGAUGGAGAUGGUAAUCCUGGAUGUGUGUGUCAAGAACCAUUAGAGUGCCCACCAAGCAUGAAUGAGUUUGAACAUGUUUGUGGGACAGAUAACAAAACGUAUGAUACAUCGUGCAAGCUUUUUGCUGCUAAAUGCAACUUGGAGGGCACAAAGAGAGGCCAUAAACUUAAUUUGGACUACCUUGGCCCAUGCAAACUAAUACCUAAGUGUAUGAAGAAUGAGCUGGUCCAGUUCCCUCUGCGAAUGAGGGAUUGGCUGAAAAAUGUGCUGCUGCAGCUCUAUGAGCAUGACUCCACAUCCCCAGGCUUCCUGACCCCAAAACAGCGUUUCAGGGUGAAGAAAAUCUUUGAGAAUGAGAGGCUUCUUCAUGCUGGCAAUCACUCUGUUGAGCUUCUUGUGCAGGACUUUGAAAAGAACUACAAUAUGUACAUCUAUCCAGUGCACUGGGAGUUUGCUAAACUGGAUCAGCAUCCUACCGACAGGAUCCUGUCCCACUCAGAGCUGGCCCCACUCAGGGUCCCUCUGGUGCCAAUGGAGCACUGUAUCCCUCUCUUUUUUCAGGAGUGUGAUGCUGACAAGGACAAACAAAUUACCUUUAAAGAGUGGACCUCCUGCUUUGGUAUCAAAGAUGAGGACAUGGAUGUCAACCUGCUUUUCUGAGCUUCAUCUCUGCGCCCAUCUCCCACUGAGACAUUUGGAAACUUUAAAAGGAAUCUUCUACACAUCACUUGACUUUUGAUCUCCAAUUAAAUAUGAGGUCAAAUUAUGAAACCUGUUUCUAACCCAAACCCCUAACCCUUCCUAAUUUUGAAAGGAAAGUAUUGGUAAUUAUUGUUGUUAUCCUGUAUUAGGGUGUGUUUGGUCAUUUAAUUAAGGGAUUUGUAACUUAGAUCAAUAAAACUCUUUCCAAGAGUGUUAGAUUUCUGUUUAGCUAGUGUUGUCCGGAAAGUGUUUUCUAAUGCAUUCCACACAGGGGUUAAGUUCCACUUUGUACAAUCUUUGAUGCUGGCUUUUAAAUAACAUAUGCAGAGUGAUUUAGAUUAGAAUUAAUCCUCAAAAUCAUUCAAUGUUAGUGUAUUUUCAAACUCUUAUGUUAUAAUUCUACUGUAAGUGUGUAACUGUGUCACUUAACCUGGCAGUAAAUGUGGUAAAUGUCUUGUGAUUUUAUGUUUUUUAAUUAAAAGCCUAACUGGCAGCAAAAAACAUCACAGAAAGAUCACACAGAAUAUUUCUGUGCAUCCUGACAUUAUAAAAAAAAACUGUGCUCCUCUGAUGUGUAAAAAUAAAGUUUUUUUCACACUUGCGUGGAUCCCUGUUGGUAGGCACCAAUUUAUAAUUUAAUAUUUAAAAGCUUUCUAAUGCUUAGACACUGUUUAUAAAUCAGUACAAGUCGUGUGAGAUACUUACACCCAUAACGAAACAAAAGUGCGUUUUUCUUUUUUUUUGCUGUUUUGUUAUAAACUUUUCUUUAACUGCCUGUAUUAAAUACCUUUACCUAACCAACUUACGUAUUCCAUGUAUGUCUCUCGGAGUUAUCAUAUAAUGCUCCUGUUCCACUGGCUCUAUUUAGGCGGCGCGGCUCCACUUGGUCUGGCACAGAACCUGUUGUGUCUGACCCACUGACGGGUGGAGCUUUAGCUGAAGCCCCGCCUCCAGCCAUCAGUGUUUUCUGCUGUGCCACUAUUAAUGUUACUGUGUGAAAUUGUCCCAUGUUAAUCUGUGUGAAACAAUAAUAAAUAAAGACAUAAAUAGUAAAUAAAAACAUGUCAGGAGCAGGGACAAAAAAAAGAAGGGUACCGAUCUGGAAAAAUCUCUAAUGGAAAUCCUCGCAAAGCAGGCUGAGUGGAGUGGAGCCGGGCUGAAUAGAGCCUGUCAUAAUGGGGCAUAAGGCAUUUGUUGACAGAAUGGAGUAUUGGAGUAAGAGCCAAUUUUGUCCUAUUACACACAUUUGUUCCUCAGUACGGUUUACUUGUAUUCUGUAGAGUUGAAGUCUUUGAGUCUUAUGUUGAGAACACUGAACAGAUUUUUGGAUAAACUGACAAUAUAAAAUGCAUUGAACUUC